GCAGCGGCCCGGUGACCCGAGCGGGAACCUGGGGCUGGGCAGGACCUGCCCGUCCGGCUCCGCUCAUUGUCGAGGCCUCGCCUGUGGGAGCUCGAGCUGGGGAGCUGACACACCCCCUCCUGCCCGGCAGCCCCGCGCCCCCUCCGCGGCUCUGCACUGACGCCUUCGUCUUGCGGACACGUCUCGUUCGGCAGAGGCCGGGCUUGGCGACCUUAGGGUCCACGUUCCCCCUUGCAGGAGCCUGGUCUAGGUUUGCUUAAUCAGUCCCCUCGUUCCUGCCGACACUGCCGGGUUUGCCCCCCACUUUUCCCAGACCUCCAGGAACAUUAACGGGGGGCUCUCGGAGGCUUCCUUCCGGUUGGAGCUAGACGAGUUCAGCCUGGUUGGAUCAUGGCUGCAGCCCUGGACCCUCGGGUCGACGUCCCCCUGGAAGUUGAGGAGUGCCUCCUCAUGAAGGUGGAGAAGGACUCCCAGUGGGCGUCGGAGCCCGUGCACGGAGGACCCGACAGCACUGAGUGUGAGUCCUUCCGCAGGUGCUUCAGACAGUUCUGUUACGAGGACGUGACGGGGCCCCACGAAGCUUUCAGUAAACUCUGGGAGCUUUGCUGCCGGUGGCUGAAGCCAGAGACGCGUUCCAAGGAGCAGAUCCUUGAGCUGUUGGUGAUUGAACAGUUUCUCACCAUUUUGCCAGAGAAGAUACAGGUUUGGGCACAGAAGCAGUGUCCGGAAAGUGGAGAGGAAGCGGUGGCUCUGGUUGUCCAUUUGGAGAAAGAGACCAGGAGACUGAGACAGCAGAUCAGCAGUCCUGUACACUCAGAGAAACAAACUCCACCUGGAACUGCAUGGGAAGUUGCUGACUUUGAACCAGAGCACAUGGAGACCCAAUGCAGGGUCAUUUCUCAGAAAGAAGUCAGAAGCCUCCACUCAGGACACCAGGAACAGCUGACCCAAAAAAGAGAACAUCGGCCCUUCCCCAAGAAUGCUAGCUCUUCUCUCUGGGUUCCAGUCCCUGCUGAUGAGUGGAACAUCACAGAUCAGGAGGUGACAGCCGCACAUCUUCCUGAUGGCUCCCAGGAACCAGUGAAAGAUGUCCACAGAAUGAGAAGGUUUUCCUAUAGAAAGACUGUGCAUCAGAUUCCUACUCAAGGAGACCCCUACCAAGAAAUAAGGAAGGAGAGUGCUGGGAACAUGGUCUCCCUGGGAGACACGGUAUCCACAUCUAACAAGACAGCCCAGUUGGAGCCAAGAAAGGAGCCAUGGACUGUAGGUCUCUGUUCUUCCAAUAAGAGAAAUAUCCUCCGAAACAGCUAUGUCACAGAGAAGUCAGUGCCUGCUAUUCAGAUCCCUGCAAGACAUGCAGGGAAAGCAUGGCGAGAGCAACAGUGGGGCUUAGAAGAUGAAAAAAUAGCAGGUGUGCACUGGAGCUAUGAGGAAACUAAAACGUUUCUUGCAAUUCUCAAGGAGUCUCGCUUUUAUGAAACACUUCAGGCUUGUCCCCGAAAUAGCCAGGUAUAUGGUGCUGUGGCUGAAUGGUUGCGAGAAUGUGGCUUCCUCCGAACCCCUGAGCAAUGCCGGACCAAGUUCAAAAGUCUCCAGAAAAGUUACCGAAAAGUGAGAAAUGGACAUGCAUUAGAACCCUGUGCCUUCUUUGAGGACAUGGAUGCCUUGUUGAACCCUGCAGCCCAUGCUUCAUCCACUGAUAAGCCAAAGGCCAUGAUCUCUCUCCCCAGACUAAAGAGAAUUUGUAUCAGUGCUAAGGAACAGGUCACUUUGGUGGAGGAGGGAGAAGAUGCCGAAGAAUCUGAUGGUGAUGAAAUGGGCAUUGAGUUUAUCCCCAAGUCUGAUAUCCGUGGUGCCCCUGUCUUGUUUCAGAACCUGAGUGGUGUACACUGGGGCUAUGAAGAAACCAAGACAUUUCUUGAUAUCCUUCGUGAGACUCGGUUUUAUGAAGCACUUCAAGCCUGUCAUCGAAAGAGCAAGUUGUAUGGGGCUGUGGCUGAACAGCUUAGAAAGUGCGGCUUCCUCCGGACACCAGAACAGUGCCGAACCAAGUUCAAAAGCCUUCAGAAGAGUUACCGCAAAGUAAAGAAUGGUCAUGUGCUGGAGUCCUGUGCUUUCUAUAAGGAGAUGGAUGCCUUAGUUAACUCUCGGCCAUCUGUCCCUACCAAUGCCCCAAAAGAAAUCCCAUCACCUUCAAGGCAAGAAAGAGGGCAUAUUGAGAUUGAGCCACAGAAAACUAUAAUCUGGGAACUUGAUGAGUCUUCACGGGAGGCAGUAAUAGAGGAUUCUGGCAGUGAGAGAAUAAGUGACGAGGAAACUAUAGAUGAGCCACAAUUCCAGGGACCAACAGCUCUACUUCAAAGCCAAACUGAUUUUGAAAUUGAAAGUAAUAUCAAGGAGAACCCAAUGCAGGUAAUAUAUAAGGACAGAGAACCCCACAGGGCAGUAAUAGAAAAGUCAACAAGAUCUGUUUCCUUGAAUACUGACUCUCGUAAAUACUGCAAAAGGGAAUGUAUCUCAGGAAGGCGUUGGGAAAACCUUCAAGGAACUAGACAAGGAAAGCUUGUGCCUCAGUCUAAAGAUCUGGGGAAAGCUGUGGUGCAUCAGAGGCCUUUCCUGGGAAAGAGACCAUAUGGACUGCUCAAGUACAGAGAAGGCAUCGGAAGGGAUGCCCAUCUUAUGUACCGGGUAACCCACCAGAAAGAGAACCCAUGUAAGUGUAGCAUCUGUGGGAAGUGCUUUGGUAGGAGCAGAAGCCUAAUCAGACACCAAAGAAUCCACACUGGAGAAAAGCCUUUCAAAUGUCUUGACUGUGGGAAAAGCUUUAAUGACUCCUCAAAUUUUGGAGCUCACCAGAGAGUCCACACUGGAGAGAAGCCGUACAGAUGUGGGGAGUGUGGGAAAUGCUUCAGUCAGAGCUCCAGUCUCAUUAUCCACCAGAGAACCCACACUGGUGAGAAGCCCUAUCAGUGUGGAGAGUGUGGGAAAAGCUUCACUAACAGUUCUCACUACAGUGCCCACCGCAGAGUCCACACUGGAGAAAACCUCUACAAGUGUGGGGACUGUGAAAAGAGCUUCAAUAACUGUACAAGAUUUCGAGAACACCAGCGAAUCCACACUGGAGAAAAACCCUACACAUGUGCCCAGUGUGGCAAACGUUUCAGUAAGAGCUCUGUCCUCACAAAACACCGAGAAGUUCAUGUGAGAGAAAGGCGACUGUCACACCCUUUCAUGUACCCCCCAGAGAACCUGCUAAAAGAGAAGAGUGAUGAGUUCAGGAGAGCUCUUUGACAACAAGUUAUUCUCUUACCACAGGCCCCUCUAGUCAUCUUACUCUAGUCUCACUCUGGGAAGCAGUCUUUGUAAAGUUCCCAACACCAGCUCGGGAACAUAAAUAAGCUAGACUUUCACCCUGUUCUUGCCUCUGCCUCUAACAUGAUCUCUCUAUCCCUCUCCUAUGUGUCUUGACUUUUAAUACAGUAGAAAUGUUAGAUUUUUUUCAGUUCAGAAUAAAAAUCUCUCCUGCUUUUGGAUUGCUGAGUUCAACAUUCAAAAUUCUUCCAUGUGGAUUGUGUUAGUGUUCUUUUCAAGGAGAUACCCUCCUACAUGAGAUCCUGGAAGCAACUUAAUAAUGGAUUUUCACAACUGGGCAGAAUUUUCAGGAGUGUGGUCAGAACUAUGUCAAAUCCGUCAAGAUAUUCUCAAAAGGAGAAUGAAGAUUUUAUAACUUCUUUAAGAAGUCUCAGAAGUUUAUCCAAACUGCUAGGGCAGAACCCCGUGUGUUGUCUCUGAAGUCACUGUGCUGAUGCCUGGUCCUCCACUGAGAAAAGCUGUUCACCAUCACCCUCCUGUACCCAAAGACUUCACUCCCAGUGGCUGCUGUGUCUCCAAUUGCAAAUAAUUCCAUCUCCUACUUUUCCUCACAAGUCCUGUGCUUACCUCUUCAUUGUUUUGGGUGCUCUUUGCUGAUGCUGACACCUCUGAACUCUCUUAUCCCACUCAGGUGGGAAGUAUGCAUGCUCCUGCUGUCUUAUUAAAAUAAGAUUUCAGAUGAAGUUUACUUCUACUCCA
Messenger RNA from Jaculus jaculus (lesser Egyptian jerboa), 4071 nucleotides. It is a transcript of the gene Zkscan2, whose product is annotated as zinc finger with KRAB and SCAN domains 2. Bases 391 to 3291 code for a protein of 966 amino acids. Gene Ontology annotation, molecular function: DNA-binding transcription factor activity, RNA polymerase II-specific; RNA polymerase II cis-regulatory region sequence-specific DNA binding. Gene Ontology annotation, cellular component: nucleus. The transcript has 7 exons. Gene Ontology annotation, biological process: central nervous system development; regulation of transcription by RNA polymerase II. Lineage: Eukaryota; Metazoa; Chordata; Mammalia; Rodentia; Dipodidae. The record is from RefSeq and is a predicted model, not a curated record.